Molecule: messenger RNA, 807 nt
Organism: Entamoeba dispar SAW760
Lineage: Eukaryota; Evosea; Mastigamoebida; Endamoebidae
Exons: 1
Coding region: 1-807 (268 amino acids)
Source: RefSeq, a predicted model, not a curated record
AUGUUAGUAAAAUUAAUAAACCAAAAUGGUCAACAAUCCUUCUUUCCUGAACCAAAUCAUACUUUCAAUCAAGUAUCAAUAACAACAGAUGUCAGACCACCUCUUCAAACACUAACACAUACAUUCACAAAUAAUGGAAAUUACACCCUCAAACCAGACGAAAAUCAUUACGGACUAAAAGAGGUCAAUACAACAAUAAACGUACAACCUGCCCUACAAUCAAAAAACAUAUCAAUCCAAGAAAACACUACAACAACUUACACACCAGAUUCAAACUAUUCCGGUUUUUCAAAGAUUACAAUAACCACAAAUAUACCAGAAGAAACACAUAUAUUCAACAAACUAUAUUAUUCAAAUGGAAGUACAAUCUCUCCAAUCAACUAUCCCACUCUCAUAAUAGACCUUCCUACCAACACAGAAGAAUCCAGUUGGUCAGAACUCAACAUUCCCUACUCGGAAAAGACAACACUUGUAAGAUCGAAAUACACAACCAGACCAUUUUACAUAAAACCGCCAAAUUCCAUGGGUUACUUAACAUUAAAAUUCUCCAAUAGUGGGAAAAUAAUACCACAAUACUUAUACGACGACCAACUCUCCUUAGCAGCACAAGAAAAAGCAUUAAUAAUUCCACUCCAAGCCAUUUCAACAGCUAACAUAAACACCUUACUUUUAUUAAUGUUAAACGAUGAUGAUGACAUAACACAACAAAAAAAUUCAAUGACUAUAACCAUUGCAAAAAACGCGUACAGCAAUGCUCAUUUACCACCAUCACUUUUCUCAAAUCGAUGGAAAGCAUUAAAUAAGUGA